Molecule: messenger RNA, 5543 nt
Organism: Dermacentor albipictus
Lineage: Eukaryota; Metazoa; Arthropoda; Arachnida; Ixodida; Ixodidae
Product: ras-like GTP-binding protein Rho1
Biological process (GO): small GTPase-mediated signal transduction
Cellular component (GO): cytosol
Molecular function (GO): GTP binding; protein kinase binding; GTPase activity
Source: RefSeq, a predicted model, not a curated record
UUUAGAAGAGGUCAGCCAGCGGCAAGUGCGUCGCCGUUCGUUCGUUCCGAGCGCGCGGUCGCGCCUUUGUGUGUGUGUGUGUGCGCGCUUGUGUAGACAGACGGUUGUACGACUUCUGCACCCGCGACGACGUCGCCCGUGCGGGGCACAGUUAUUGGCUAUCGUCUGGUCGCCGUCUGGAGCUCGUCGGCGCAGGACGCGAGUGAUCGUCUGGAAGACCUUGGUGAAUCAUAUUGUGAUUUGCGGUCGUGUAGUUGUGGUUCGACGCAUUUCCGUCUGCUUGCAGCGGUCAUCUGGACGUUCUUUUCCUGCGACGUGCAAUUCGUUGCCCUCUCUUGGAUACAGUGGAACUGUCGGCCUUUAUGGUCCGAAAAGUGUGGAAAUAUUAGGAAGUCGAGUCAGAAGACGUGUGUGCCUUUGUGGAAGUUCGGAACGUCCGUGCGUGUGCGCGUGUGUAGUGGUUGGUUGUCGAGUCACGAUUGAGACAGCUGUGACGCGGAUCGCUCAUUUGUGACGCGUAUGCGUGCUGGACUUCGACGGUCGCUGAACGAAUGACGAAAGACGAAUACGUAAUGCUAGUAGCGAAACGUGUACCUGGUUCCUAUAGAUCUCCGUUCAUCCUGCUCGCCGGAGGUGUUUUGAAAGCUGUCUUCUCAGGGUAUAUGGCGUCCUACUCUUGACUGGAAGCAUGCCAGCGUAUGCCUAUUGCGGAGUGAUCGCUCGCCGCCGUGUCUGAAGUGAUUAAUUCUUCGGCUUCCGGUUCACUGUCAAGCAAACCCGGUUUGCCAGAGGAACUGAGCUCCGAAACCGGGCCACCUUCACUGCAGUUUCACCGUCCGUAUACUUGGUUUAUUCGUUGCGAAAUAGACCUCUACGCUCCGAUACAAGUGCGCGAAUAUUGUCUGUGACAAUAUUGCCGUUCGCUGACGUCGCCGUCGUUUUUCCCUUAUGUAAACCAACGCUGUAUGGAAUGACUAACGUGUUUACAGACUUUGGUUACGCAUCCGCUCGCCCAGCCGACCCGAGAGAAUCUCUCGCCUAGUAUACGCGUCGCAGUUGGAAGGGCGUGGUGAAGUUUGUCGGCGCAUUUUAGCACGUCUUCACAUUCGCAACAGAUUCGACUUUUAACGAGUCACUCGCGUCAUUGGUGACGGCCAACGUCGAAGGUCAAGAAGCUGUACCCCUUUGUCUUUCCUUAGACACGAUGUCAUAGGCGCAAGUGUUCGGCAGGCAACAGUAGUCUGACAUUUUCGGCUUUCCGCGGCUUGGUAUCGAACGGUAUAUAUAUACUGUACAUAUAAUUGUCCCGGCCGCGCGCGCUGUCGUGUUAUCGCGACAUCUUCGCAGUGUUUGGUGGCCUUUCGCGACGAUUGUGGGAAAGGUGGAUGGUAACGGUGCGCGGCCGUAGUUUUGUGUCGAACCUUUCGUCGUGUUGAAGAAAAAACGUCACCCCGAGGUCGAGGGAUAUAUCAACAUCAACGACAAGCCGGGCACCAGCACCGCGAACGAAUAUGAAGACGCUGAAGCAGUGCAUCUCGGCUCCCUCGGAAGAAAGACCACAGAUGGCGGCGAUCAGAAAAAAACUAGUGAUAGUCGGAGACGGCGCCUGCGGAAAGACCUGUCUCCUGAUCGUGUUCAGCAAGGAUCAGUUUCCCGAGGUCUAUGUGCCCACGGUCUUCGAAAACUACGUCGCUGACAUCGAGGUCGACGGAAAACAGGUUGAGCUGGCCUUAUGGGACACAGCGGGGCAGGAGGACUAUGACCGGUUGCGGCCCCUGUCGUACCCGGACACAGACGUCAUCCUCAUGUGCUUUAGCAUCGACUCCCCGGACUCCCUGGAAAACAUCCCAGAAAAGUGGACGCCAGAGGUGCGCCACUUCUGCCCCAAUGUGCCCAUCAUACUUGUGGGGAACAAAAAGGACCUACGCAACGACCCGCACACGCUGCGGGAGCUUGCCAAGAUGAAGCAGAAGCCUGUGGCGCCAGAAGAAGGGCGCACCAUGGCGGAGAAGAUCAACGCCUAUGGCUACCUGGAGUGCUCUGCCAAGACCAAGGACGGUGUGCGCGAGGUGUUCGAGACUGCAACGAGGGCCGCCCUGCAGGUCAAGAGGCCGAAGAAGACAAAAUGCAUUCUGCUCUAGAGUGAAAACCUUUUCCCGUUCCCGGUGAGAAGCCAGAUGGGGGCUGGAGGAGCUUCUCUCGCUGCAGUGUCUGCGCCGCUUUGUUGUGCGUGCCGCCGCCGCCGCCUCUUCCCCGCUCCAUCUGCACUCCGCACUGUGCGUCAGGUGUCUCUGCCUCUUCUGUCCGUUGUCGUCGUCAACAACCCCAAGUCCCAUCUUCUCCUCUCCGUGCGUCGCUGCCAGGCCUCCGCGAGCCAAGCUGCGAGGACAGAGAUGGCCGGGCCCAGCCUGCUUCUGUGUUGGCCGUGCAAAGUUGCACGGCGCGGCUGUGGUUUUCCUUGAAUGUUGUUCGAGCUGCUGGCAUUUCGAGGGCUUCAAAGAAAGUGCCGGUCACGCUUCGUCGCCUUGUGCAAAAUAAGAAGAAACUCUUCGCAAGUUUGUGUCGCAUUGAAGGGCAUUUUGUGGCCAUGGGGGUGGUGCGAGUGCGUUUGGGCUGUUGACAACCUCCCUGUAUUUCUAAUUUUUUUUUUUCGUAAACCUUCCGCAUGCCACAUUUGUCGUGCAAGGAUGAUGCCUAGACAGGAAGGCCUAAGUGCAUGGAGAAGCUGUUUUGAGUACUUGUUUUAACUUUUAGCUUGUUUUAGAGCUUAAUCCAGCAAUUUCAGGCAAGCAGCAGACAAACUUAUGUUCCAAGUCUUGCUUGCCACAUGUUUGGAGGAGAGCGGCUUGUUCUGAAUUUUCGGUGCGAGUUGUCUCUCAUGCUUGGAUUGGGGAGUGCGGUUUGCGGUGGCCAGCUGCCUGCAACUGCACUGGCGUGAGUGAUCAGGCUUUGUACUUCGCGUUUUGCACAAGGUUUCUGACACUGUGUCUAUCGCCGCACCCUUUAACAGACCACUAACCAUGUUCAGUGUUUACCGAGUGUGGUUUAGUUUUGUGUGGCACUAACUAGCACUGUUUGUCAGAGGCCUUUUAGCUGAGCGCCAGGGAUUACAAAGGAAAGUUAGUGCUCGUCAAAAGUAGGCAGCCCCCUAGACCAAGUGCCUGGAAAAACUUUUCUGAACCAUUCCUCCCCCCCUUUUGUUUGUCAGUUCUGGUCAGAUGCCUUGUGAAUAAAUUCCCCGCCCCCCCCUUCCACCAUCGCCUCCCUCUCCUAUGGCUGUCUUUGCUAACACUGAGCAAAACGGAGGUGGAAAGCAGAGGGGACUGCGGAAUGUUGAAGUAGCUCUUGAGCAGUAGUCGUUGCUUUCUUUAUUUAAAAAGUCUGUGCCUGCGACCUAGACUGGAGUUUCUCCUCAAGCUCUGUCUUUGUUAUAAAGUGUAAGCUGUGUUUCCUUGAAUAGCUUUUCUGUUUGAUGUUCAUUUCUUUAUAUUCUGUUUAUAUUUAAGUCUUGCCUCGCCAUCGCGUGCUGGAAAGACUGCUACCCUAGCUUUGUUGUACGAUCAGUGUUGAAGCAUAAAUAGCUUGUUUUAGAGCUUAAAUCCAGCAAUUGUGUGGACUUUGCCGAGAACUAGCGCUAUGCUUUGUCUCUCUCUCUCUUUUUUUCUUUGUUACUUACUGCGAAGCUGGACCUGUAAAGUUACUGCAUGUUAUCAUCUUCCAAAGGAUGUUAACUAAGCAGCAUCGAAGUGAGUCAUGGCUGGCCCUGGAAAAUGCACACGAACUUGCCUGCUCUCCUGCUAGUUUGACCUUUAGUCCAUUCCCUGCUCCCUGUUUCGUUUGCCUGUCUAAUCUCUUAUGGAGCAAGUAUUGUAAACAAGACCAGACGUUUUUUCACAUCUCAGGUGAGCGUUUUUAGAAAAAAAUUGUAAGGUUUUUAUGUAGAAGCCACUUGGAAGCGACUCAGGAAGGAGUUUUGUGUGAACGGAGCACGUAGUCGUAACUGAAUUAACCUCGAAAAAGCGCUAAGUUGUGCCGAGUUUAUAACGUCGACAAGCACCCGAUGUCGAGCAUGCGUCAUGUUUCAUCUAUCCAGCCCCGCAGUGCCGCACCCACCGGUGCAUCUUUGCAAACUUGGUUCAUGCUUGUAUUGAUUGAUUCUGAACAUAGCACUGUUCGUGAUACUGUAUGUGACUCUGAACAUUGUGCUUUGUGCAAAAAAGAGUGCUUGCUUGCAAGUCUUGACAUGAUUGCAGUAGCUUUUCCUUUGGCACUUACUAAGUGUUCCUUCUACAUCUGUUCACAGAGAAAAAAACAAAUUUUUUAGUACCAUGACUCGGAGGUAAACUGAGAUAUAGCAGCAUGCUGAAAGUCUUGCCGAAAUCGAAUCCGUGCAAAAAAUUGCUUAAGUGCAUUGGUUGUUGGUGCACGUCUGUGCGUUAAGCAUUGUCACUGUUGCUGCCAAAGACGCUUGGUCAUUAUGUCUAAAUUGUGCACAUGGUUAUGUAUAUACAAUAUUCUCAUCGUGAUGUAUUUUGUACCGGGAGUGCCACCAGUAAAGAUUUCAUACUAUGCUCUGGUCAUACAAAGAUGUUAGUAGGCAAUGCUACGUAAUGACAGCUGCGUAAACAACGCUUGGUCCACUUGAUUUGCGUGGCGCAAAUGUGGAAUAUUUGAGGACUAAGCGAGAUGUAAAAUCAACCUCUCAAAAUUUCAUUCCAUCAUCCAAAAGUUGGUGCAAGCAGUUGAUGAGCAAGUUUUCAUAGAUGCACCUAGCCGGAACAAGCCGUCUCAAGCCGGAACAACUACUGCUUCAGUGUUCUUUCAGCAUUGUCUUUUGCAGCAUCGCCAAACACUUCCUUCGACUAGUUCUGUGCACGGGCACAAACAAACGGCGGGCACAUUUUUUAAUUGCACUUGCUGAGUGAUUGUUGUCUGUACGGUACUAUAUACAUUCUUUUUAAUCUAUUGCAGAGAAAGAGAGCUUUAUUAUUAUUUUUUUUGUGUCGGUGUUGUUGUGGCUUGUCUCCGUGGAAGAAGCCGAAAGCGGACAUCGCGAUGAAGAGCUUCGGAAAUGUUGCGGAUUUGUACGGCUUUUGUGAGGAAGUGUUGCUGCCGUGAAUUACCACUGUUUUGCUACAUGGCUUCUGUGGUUUUCUUUUUCUCGUUUUGCUCCUCACGAGGUCAUCGCCAUUGCUCGCGAGUUAAUCAUCCUCCAGAGUGUCUUUUAUAAUUUUUUUUUCUAGGCAUUUCUAACCGGAAACGUGGCAAGGUGCGCUGACGCCAUCUUAACUAAGAGAAGACGUCUCAUUCUCUCUUUCCUCUUGUACAUAUUAAAAAAAAAAGAGCUGUGUCUGCGUUUUCUUUUUUUUUUUUGACGUCGCUGUUUUCACCUCCUGUUUCUGUACCAGUGCCGAGCAUUUGUGAUGACGGCGCAUUUUUAUACGGGGAAGCAAGACAGCUUAGUGCAUUGUUCUGUCGGUUAUGUGUAUGGUAGGCCUCCUGUAACUAUUAUUAUUAUUAUUAAAGCAUACUUUUGGUGAAAA